This is a messenger RNA of Biomphalaria glabrata, 4531 nucleotides long. RefSeq names its product glutamate [NMDA] receptor subunit 1-like. The coding region runs from base 453 to 3335 and encodes 960 amino acids. Lineage: Eukaryota; Metazoa; Mollusca; Gastropoda; Planorbidae. The transcript has 19 exons. Gene Ontology annotation, cellular component: plasma membrane. The record is from RefSeq and is a predicted model, not a curated record. Gene Ontology annotation, molecular function: glutamate-gated receptor activity. Gene Ontology annotation, biological process: monoatomic ion transport.
UCUUGUCGUGAAGUUAAAUAAUGCCUCCAGCAGAAAACGAGAGCUUAUAGAUCUAGAAUAGAUGUAGUAAUACCCAGUUUGUAAACUGUUGCCACUGUUGGUAUUAUAGGUCUCAUUUUGUGUGCAUUUUUCUUUGUUGAGGCGUUUAGUUUAGAUAUAGAAGUAUAGCAUAGGUCUAGGUAUAUCAGUAUAUCUAGAUCUAUGAGGCGUAUAUCUUAUAGAUUAUACUUUUAGGGUACACAAACAUACAUGAUACAAUGGAUGUAAAUUUAUAUAAUUUUCAUGUUUUAUAUAGAUCUAGAUCUAAUUAGAUCUAUUUCUAGAUGUAGCUGCCCUAUCAAGUCUAUCCGAGAACUUUUUGGUUACUCAAGUUACUGUGCUUUCAAAGCAUUCCUCUGGCAUUCUUUAAAAUACACCUUUAAAAUUAUCAAUAUACUUUGUUAAUCUUGCAGAUGAAAAUGUUGAAAAUGUUAUUGCUUUUGAUUGUGAUGACACUUUUGCUUAUUGAAAGCCAGGCGUCUGAACAGAUAAUUACUAUUGGUGCAUCUCUCAGCUCAGAAAAAAUGGAAUUUGAGUUCCAACAAGCUGUGAGUCAUUUAAAUGCCAAGUCCAAACAAAGGCAUAUCAAGUUUCAAUCUUCCACUAUUCUUAUGGACAGCAACCCCAUUCGUUCAGCCUUAGAUAUUUGUGACAAGCUCCUUACACAGCAUGUGUUCACAGUGGUAGCAUCACAUCCUAAUUCAACAGACCAUUCACCCAUUUCAGUUUCUUAUACAUGUGGCUAUUACAAAAUACCAGUACUGGGAAUAUCAGCCAGGGACUCUGCCUUUUCAGAUACAAAUGUUCACACAAUGUUUCUGCGCACUGUUCCUCCAUAUUCACAUCAAGCAGAUGUUUGGGUCCAGCUAUUAGUGAACCUUUCUUGGUAUAAAGUAAUAUUUGUUUAUAGUGCUGAUGAAGAAGGGAGAGCUAUACUUAGCAGAUUUCAAACUUUGGCAGAAGAGGUUAACAUCAGAAUUGAGCCUUCUAUAAAAUAUACUCCUGGAGAAAAAAACUAUACAUCAGUACUAGAGCCAAUACUAAAAUGUACUUCAAGAGUUAUAUUAUUAUCAGCAUCGACAGAAGAUGCUGAGAAAAUAUAUCAUGAUGCAGAACUGAUGGGCAUGACAGGGGAAGACUGGGCGUGGAUUGUGUCAGAGCAAGCCUUUGAGGCCUAUAAUAUACCUGUUGGUUUCCUUGGGGUUCAUCUUGUCAAUGGAACCAAUGAAGUCAACCACAUCAAAGAUGCUGUGGAAGUCAUAGGGGAGGCAUUUAUACGCCUGAUGAGUAGUGAUAACAUUUCCAGCCCUCCUACAGGCUGCAAUGAAUCAGAGUCUUGGAGUAAUGGGGAUGAUGUUUACAAUGCCUUGAAAGCCACCAAAAUAGAAGGGGAGACAGGUCAAGUCAGUUUCAAUGAGAAAGGUGAUAGAGUGAAUCCUAUGUAUGAAAUCAUGAACAUCAAUGCCAACAGAAGAGCUAUGUCAGUUGGGCUGUUUGGACACAAGGAUCAGGCAAUUGGUCUGAGAAUGAUGGGCAAUAAUUUAACUUGGCCUGGCAAUGUUCAUGUCAAACCUAAAGGUGAAAAGAUAUCACGAAAUCUUACGAUAGUAACUUUGGUGGAGAAACCAUUUGUGGAAGUCACUCCUUUACCUAAAGAUGGUGUUUGUCGACCUGUAUAUCCAGCAAAACAUGCCUUUCCAUGCAAAAAUGGGACUCAAGAUCUAUGCUGUAUGGGUUAUUGUAUGGACAUGUUGGCCAAGAUAUCCAAAGAUGUUCAGUUUAAUUUUACAAUUCAUUUGAGUAAAGAUGGACUAUUUGGAUCCUUUGAAAGGCACAAUUCUUCAGAUAAAAAAUAUUGGAAUGGUAUGAUGGGAGAACUAAUGAGACAGGAAGCUGACUUGAUUGUUGCCCCUUUGACAAUCAAUCCAGAAAGAGCAAAUGAUAUAGAUUUCACAAAGCCUUUCAAAUAUCAGGGCCUCAAUAUUCUGGUUAGAAAGACACAAAAAGAUUCUAGUCUUGCUUCUUUCUUACAACCCUUCCAAGAUACUCUUUGGAUUCUUGUUGGUCUCUCGGUACAUGUUGUUGCGCUUGUGCUUUAUCUAUUGGAUCGAUUCUCCCCCUUUGGUCGCUUCAAACUGGCAAAAAGUGAUGACACUGAAGAGGAUGCUCUUAAUUUGUCAAGUGCAAUGUGGUUCUCAUGGGGUGUGCUCCUCAACAGUGGUAUAGGAGAAGGGACACCUCGCAGCUUUAGUGCUAGAGUUCUUGGCAUGGUGUGGGCAGGCUUUGCAAUGAUCAUUGUAGCUUCAUAUACUGCCAAUCUUGCUGCUUUCCUCGUGCUGGACAGACCUGAAGCCCUUAUUUCUGGGAUAGAUGAUCCAAGGUUACGAAAUCCCAAUGAGAAAUUCAAGUAUGCUACAGUGAAAGGAAGUGCUGUGGAAAUGUAUUUUAAGAGACAAGUAGAGCUCUCCACUAUGUAUAGAAACAUGGAGAAUCAAAAGAAGUAUUACACAGCAGAAGCUGCUAUUGCAGACAUUCGAUUAGGAGAGCUGCAGGCUUUUAUCUGGGAUUCCCCUAGACUAGAGUAUGAGGCAUCUAAUGAUUGUGAUUUAACAACAGCUGGUGAUCUAUUUGGAAGGUCUGGACUUGGUAUAGGUCUACCAAAAAAUAGUCCCUGGACUCAUGAUGUUUCUAUGGCUGUUUUGAGGAUGCAUGAAAGUGGUUUUAUGGAACAGUUGGAUAACAGCUGGAUCUUGGUGGAUAGCAAGUCUAAUUGUCCUGAAAGUAAUUCUGCACCUGCCACAUUGGGCUUAACAAAUAUGGCAGGUGUCUUUAUGAUGGUCGCUGGAGGAAUAGUAGCUGGUAUCUUAUUGAUCUUCAUAGAAAUUGCCUACAAAAGACACAGAGGACUGAAAGAAAAAGAAUUAGAGCUGGCUCGCAAUGCUGCAGACAGAUGGCGAGGAAAUAUUGAGAAACGGAGAACUUUAAGACAAACUCUACAGAAGCAGAAAGAAGAACAACUGAAAGCUAAUUCUGUUCAAAAACAACCAGUCAAAGCACCAUCUCAUUCUACUGCAGUUAACUCUGUGGCACCUAAAAUGAAUAGCAACAAUACAGGUACAAAAACCGUGAUCCCUCCUCCAUAUCGACGCCCGUCUCUUUUAGAAGCGACUAGGGAAAGAGACUGUUUGCCUCCCCCACCACCCAUGGACUAUCCAGCACCAAGCUAUGUACCUGCUCGAUCAGGGCGUACAGUUACAUGGCAUAAUCCAUCCCACAGUACAGAUAAUUUGGUUUGAUACCUUCAGAACUGAUAUUUUUUAAUGUGAUAAUCUAGCCAGAUACAGAAUUAAGCUUUCUCUCUUCUUCCAACAUUGCAUUUUUGUCUCUUCUUGUUAAUAGUUAAUCAUGUUGAAUUAUUUCUUUUUUAAUGUUUAAUAUAAUAUGACAUUCUGUGUUGUGCAUAGACCUAUUUUAGCGAUAUAGCGGUGUUGUAAAAUAUUAUGUGACAAAACAAAUUUCAGUAUAUUCAUCUUAUAGUAUCAGGGUAUUUUGAACAUGCAGUCUUGAAAUAUGCCAUUUGUCUUAGUUUUCUGUCUAGUUAUCUAAAUAUAUGGACUUACAUAGAAUAUAGGCUGUUGCAUGUUAAUCUGUAAACAUACAUGAUAAUAAGAGAAUGCUUACAAUUUUCUGAAUAGAUAUUUGAAAAUGAAAGCAUCAAUGAUUUGGAUAAGUCCAUUAUAUUUCCAGUUCUUGUUUAAUGUGUGUAUUUAGAACAGAUCUUAAGGUUUCCUAGUAUUACUAUCAUGAAUCUUCUUAUGAUAAUGUUAAAUAGCAAUAAAGUUAGUUAAUGAAUUAGAUCAAUGUUCUGAAUUCAAUCUAUACUGGAGUUAUCUGUAAAACCCUUGUAUUAGUGAUCACCUCAAUGUUCAAAGAUUUACAUAUUGUGAUAACUACUGAACUUUUUUUUUAUGUGGAUGUCUAUAUAUGUUAUACUCAGCUUUAAUAAUUGUGCAAUAUUUUGUAAAUUUUAUAGUUUUAUUUUCAAUUAUUAAUUUUUACAAGUUUUAAAGAAUCAACAGUAACUUUUUUUUUCAUCAAUCUUUUGUAUAUUUUGUAUUUAUCUCAUUACUUUUUUCUAUGUUUCGUGUAUGUUUUUGGUAAGAAAUAUUUAAAUUAAAAUAAUUUAUAUUUUUAUUCUUGAUCUGUUAAAUAACUUUUAUUUGUCUGCUUUAUUUUUAUAUAGCUCAACUAAAUUGUGAUUGUGUGAUUUUAUUUUGAUUCAUUUGAUUCUAAAGGUAAAUUUACUAGACUUAAUUUUCCUUUUGAAAAAUUUCUUACAAGACAUAGUUAAUAAACAAAUUGUAAUUGAAAGUAUUAUCCUUCACCAUUUCUUUUGAAGUAUGGGAUGUGUUAUACUUCUAUCAAAUGUAAAUUAAGAAGUUUUUUGUUGUUUUUUUUUACUAGUCAAAUAAGUAAAAAUCUAUGAUCAUGA